Messenger RNA from Emericellopsis atlantica, 275 nucleotides. RefSeq lists its product as uncharacterized. Gene Ontology annotation, molecular function: heme binding; oxidoreductase activity, acting on paired donors, with incorporation or reduction of molecular oxygen; iron ion binding. NCBI's taxonomy places the organism in Eukaryota, Fungi, Ascomycota, Sordariomycetes, Hypocreales, Bionectriaceae. The record is from RefSeq and is a predicted model, not a curated record. The transcript has a single exon. The coding region runs from base 78 to 251 and encodes 57 amino acids.
ACUGGUUGGUGGUAAGUUAUCGCACGAUCUACGGACGCCGCGCCAAGAGCUAAGGCGACUAGUUUUCCGCUGGGUUUAUGACGUGCCCGGGACGUCACCUUGCGCUGAUGCAGGUCUCUAAAGUGGUAGCUUCUCUGAUCCACUGCUACGAUAUCCGUCAGGUGGAUCCGGACAGCGUGUGGAGCUACCAGGCUAACUUCACCGCGCUGACGCACUCGUGGCCAGUCUAUGUGAAGAAGAGGAUGGAUUGAGGGCUUUGGGUACCAGUUCAGCAU